UAACGGUACUUCACCAGCAGCAAUACAUCAUGGACUCCACCAAUUACCCCGCCUUGUUCAACGGCCAUCCAAGUCUACAAAAGACUCAAACCCUCCCUCUUGUCUCUAUACCUUACCAUUGUCCAUCAUCUAUUUAUCUGUCUAUCCAAUAUAUACUGCUGACAUUUAUUACCUUGAACUCCAAAAAAAAUAAGACAGAAAAAUAGACAAUCCUUCAUCAUGCCUCUAUCCGUCCAAUUAAAGACACCAGUCACGGGUGAAUACACCCAACCUACUGGUUUAUGGAUCAACAACGAGUGGGUAGAAGGUGUUGAUAAGAAGACCUUCGAGGUCAUUAACCCCGCCACCGAAGAAGUUCUCUGCUCCGUUUCCGAAGCCACAGAAAAGGAUGUCGACAUAGCAGUAGCCGCAGCCCGCAAAGCCUUCAACGGCGCAUGGCGAACCACCACCCCUCAUCAGCGAGGUAAAUAUAUGACUAAGCUGGCCGAUAUUCUAGAGCAGAACAUCGAUCUAUUAGCUGCUGUCGAAUCUCUCGACAAUGGCAAGUCUAUUAGCAUGGCCAGAGGUGAUGUCCACGCCGUCAUAGGCUGCAUCCGAUACUAUGGUGGCUGGGCCGAUAAGAUUGAGGGUAAAACUAUUGAUGUUGACCACGAAUCUUUCCACUACACCCGACCAGAGCCGAUUGGUGUCUGUGGUCAAAUUAUUCCCUGGAACUUCCCUCUGUUGAUGUUGUCUUGGAAGAUCGGACCUGCUCUAGCCACCGGAAACACGGUUGUGCUAAAGUCUGCUGAGCAAACACCACUUUCUGCUUUGGUUUUCGCCAACUUCGUUAAGGAGGCAGGAUUCCCCCCUGGUGUUCUCAACAUCAUCUCCGGCUUUGGCCGAGUAGCUGGUGCUGCCAUCUCCGCCCACAUGGACGUUGACAAGGUUGCUUUCACUGGCUCUACCCCCGUUGGUCGUGCCAUCAUGAAGGCCGCCGCUUCUUCCAACUUGAAGAAGGUUACCCUAGAACUUGGAGGCAAGUCUCCCAAUAUCGUUUUCGACGAUGCCGAUAUUGAGCAGGCUAUCUCUUGGGUCAACUUUGGUAUCUACUUCAACCACGGUCAGUGCUGCUGUGCUGGUUCGCGUGUCUACGUACAAGAAGGUAUCUACGAUAAGUUUAUCGCAGCCUUCAAGAAGCGCGCAGAGCAAAACAGCGUCGGUGACCCCUUUGAUGAGAACACCUUCCAAGGUCCCCAGGUCAGCAAGCUACAAUAUGACCGAAUUAUGGGAUAUAUUGAGGCUGGUAAGAAGGAGGGCGCCACCAUCGAGACUGGUGGUGAGCGACAUGGUGACAAGGGCUACUUCAUCAAGCCUACCAUCUUCACCAACGUCACAGCCGACAUGAAGAUCAUGCGGGAAGAGAUUUUCGGCCCUGUCGUGGCUGUAGCUAAGUUCAAGACAGAGGAAGAAGUUAUACAUUUGGGCAACGACAGCUCUUACGGAUUAGCUGCUGCUGUUCACACCAAGAACAUCAACACGGCUCUCCGAGUUAGCAAUGAGCUACGCGCCGGUACCGUCUGGGUCAACUGUUAUAACCUAAUUAACUUCCAAGUGGCAUUUGGUGGCUACAAGGAAAGCGGUAUUGGCCGCGAGCUUGGCGAGGCUGCUUUGGCCAACUAUACGCAAAACAAGUCGGUGUCGAUCCGUCUGGGAGGCGCGCUUUUCUAAAGAGAAAGCCAAGACAAAUAAGUAAAUGCAUAAAGUGUUGCUCAUUGACAUUUCUUUGAGCUUUGGUGUUUAGGUCAACUGGACGAAUCUGGAAUGGAUUAUUCUCGGAAUGAUGGGGACAGCCCCUGUGUACGUGUACAUCAACCUAGCUUAUUUCAUGAAAUACCUGCAAUCAAUCAAGCGUCUUAUAUUAGU
Molecule: messenger RNA, 1905 nt
Organism: Hypoxylon fragiforme
Lineage: Eukaryota; Fungi; Ascomycota; Sordariomycetes; Xylariales; Hypoxylaceae
Product: aldehyde dehydrogenase
Exons: 4
Coding region: 220-1710 (496 amino acids)
Molecular function (GO): aldehyde dehydrogenase (NAD+) activity
Source: RefSeq, a predicted model, not a curated record